GUUCAGAGAGCAAAAACGUUUUUAGAGAAGUAAUUAGUAUUCUUUUCUUUGAGAACAAGAAACAAGUGAAAGAAAAAAUUGAUAUUUUCCCAGUUUCUUUAUUCACAAAAAAUAAGAACCAAAUUGGUAAAAAUAAUCAAAUCCUUUUUAGGUUUUGAAGCUUCAACAAAGCCAGCCUCCUACUUUCUUCUGCACUUCAAUAUUGUUGCAUUAACACUUCCCAGAAUCACAGACGAGAAAGAAUCAAAGAAUUCAGCCAUGGGAGUUGAAUACUUAGAGACACUCAGAAACUCGCAUCCAGAACUUUCCGAUCGCUUCAAUUCUCUUGCAGAUCUGUACCAGAAGAAACUUUGGCAUCAACUUACUGAAAAGCUUGAAGAAUUUCUUGCUCUUGCCGCAUUUCAGGCAGGUGAUGCCCUGAUACAGUUAUAUCACAAUUUUAUCACUGACUUUGAGACAAAGAUAAAUCUUCUUAAGCUUGCUCAUUUUGCGGUCAUAGUAUCUCGACAGUAUGUGGAAAAAGAAGCAGCAAUUGGUUAUCUUGAGGAGGUGAUUGAAAAACUUCGUGCUACACGGGAGAGUCGUAUAGAGGAGCCUGUUCUCUACAUAAAGAUGCAGAUUGCUUUGUUGAAGCUUGAGCAAGGGGAAGAAAAAGAUUGCAAGAAGCUUUUGGAAGAUGGGAAAAUUACACUUGACAGUAUGACUGAUAUUGAUCCUUCAGUGCAUGCUAGUUUUUACUGGGUCUCAUCUCAGUAUCAUAAAGCACGUCAGGAAUUUGCGGAGUUCUACAAGAAUGCUCUCCUCUAUCUUGCUUAUACUUCAGUGGAGACUCUUUCUGAUUCAUUCAAGCUGGAUUUGGCUUUUGAUCUUUCAUUAUCUGCAUUGUUGGGAGACAAUAUCUACAACUUUGGCGAGCUACUUGCACAUCCAAUUUUAAAGUCUCUUAUUGGGACAAAGGUAGAGUGGCUUUACUAUAUACUGCAAGCAUUUAACACUGGUGACUUGAUUCGGUAUCAAGAACUAUGCAAUGUGCACAAAGAUGCUCUCAAUGCACAACCAGCAUUAGUUGCUAAUGAAAGAAAACUGUUGGAGAAGAUAAAUAUUCUAUGUUUGAUGGAAAUCAUAUUCAGCCGGCCUGCAGAAGACCGAACAAUUCCGUUGAAUGUCAUUGCGGAGCGCACUAGGCUUACUAUAGAAGAUGUUGAGUAUCUCCUCAUGAAGAGCCUUUCUGUUCAUCUUAUUGAGGGAAUCAUUGAUCAGGUUGAGGGCACAGUUCAUGUAUCAUGGGUGCAACCUAGAGUUUUGGGGAUUCCGCAAAUCAAAUCCUUGCGUGAUCGUCUGGACAACUGGGUUGGAAAAGUACACACUGCCUUAUUGUCUGUCGAAGCCGAGACUCCAGACCUAGUUGCUUCAUAAGAUUAUAGGUUCUUUCAGUUCGGGUCAUGUAUUAGAUUUGUAGUUUUCGAAUGGAAGGGAAAGGAUGCUGUAUUUUUAGAGAGGUUAUCUGUGUCUCACAUAAAUCUUCUACUAUGUAUGCAUCUUUUCAAAUAUUUUGUUCAUCGGUCUUAAUUCAUUUUACUUGCUUUCAGCGAAUCAUUUUCAUGUACUUCAAUUGAGGAUGAAAUACAUUUAAACUGCUUUCAUAGUUUCGAAUUAUAUGUAUUUGAGGCUUCCAACUUUUAGUGAACAAAUUGUUGGAUAAUUCAAUGUAGAUGGCUUUUCUACUGCAACAAGUACAAUUCUUGUUC
Molecule: messenger RNA, 1748 nt
Organism: Amaranthus tricolor (Joseph's coat)
Lineage: Eukaryota; Viridiplantae; Streptophyta; Magnoliopsida; Caryophyllales; Amaranthaceae
Product: 26S proteasome non-ATPase regulatory subunit 13 homolog A-like
Exons: 6
Coding region: 259-1416 (385 amino acids)
Biological process (GO): ubiquitin-dependent protein catabolic process
Cellular component (GO): cytosol; proteasome regulatory particle, lid subcomplex; nucleus
Molecular function (GO): structural molecule activity
Source: RefSeq, a predicted model, not a curated record